AUGAUCUUAUACCACUGCGGCUGCUAUGGGUCCAUCACUUGUCACACCUCCUGUUCCCAGAUCAUGUCCGAGAUCCACCGCAUUAACGACGCAGAGGCUUGGCAGGGCGAAGGGCUAAGCCAGCUGCCGUUUUAUAUGCCCGACGAGUGCGAUCCAUGGUGGCAUAACACCAUCCUGGUCCCAAGAGCGGCCUUUUGCGACCGCUUCUGGGUCAAUGACUGUCCGUCUGAGCAGAGGAUGGACGAGUGGCUCGAGUACUAUUAA
Messenger RNA from Trichoderma asperellum CBS 433.97, 264 nucleotides. RefSeq lists its product as uncharacterized. NCBI's taxonomy places the organism in Eukaryota, Fungi, Ascomycota, Sordariomycetes, Hypocreales, Hypocreaceae. The record is from RefSeq and is a predicted model, not a curated record.